AUGGGCAGCAGCGAGUGUGACGUUGAGCAUGGCGUAGAUGCCCUGCGUCUCUCGUCCAGCUCUGUGCACAUUCCACAUACAACACAACACGCCAAGCCUUCAAAAUACAUGGCUCUUGAAACUAGCGGCACUAAACACUCACUCUGCGAACAUUGGGACGAAAGUAUCGGUUAUUGCGUCCAUAGACUUGCGCGAACCAUGCGUCGACAUGCACAUACUCCGUCAUGUACCCUUAACAAUACAGUCUCUAGAUUACAUCUUGAGAUUGAGAAUUCAAUACGUUUUUAUCUACAGCAUCUCGUCGUGUUCCAGCGUGAGAUGCUUUGUGGUGUAGCAGCCAUGCUGCUUAUGAUUCCCGAAACUGUGGCCUUUAGCUAUGCAGCAAAUUUGGAUCCUCUUAAUGGUUUAUACGCCACAGGCUUCCUUGCUCUUUCUGUGAGCUUGUUUGGGGGUGUCCCAUCAACUGUUGCUGGAGCUGCAGGUGCUGUAGCUAUGGUCAUGCCAACUAUCACCAGUAGCACAGGUUCACUGGAUUAUUUAACGUACGAAGAACGACUCGAACAUUUGUUUGUAGCUGUCACAAUUGCUGGUAUAUUUGAAUUACUUUUUGGCUUAUUUCAACUCUCCAAACUCUUUACUAUGAUUCCACGUACUGCUCAUAUUGGAUUUCUCAAUGGUUUGGCACUUAUGAUGUUUCUAUCUCAAAAAACAACCAUUCAAAUAUGUACAAACGACACAAUGCGCUUUGGUGAGUGUGAAAUGGAAAAUAAACUUGAGUAUAUGAGUGUCGCAUCUCCUAUAACGUGGGUGACCAUUGCGUUGGUCUUAGUCACGAUGGCUAUUAUGCACUUAUUCCCUAGAAUACCAUUUGUUGGUCAAUUGAUUCCACCAACACUUCUUGCAGCAAUUAUUGGUGUUGGAUUUGAAUUUGGCAUUAAUCGUCCAUUUUUGGGGUACAAUGUACGGACAAUUGGAGAUACAUCUCCUUUGAAUGGAGGUUUACCAACAUUUGCUAUCCCUGAGUUUAGCAACAUACAAGACUGGGGUGUCGUACUAUCCACAGCGGCGAGUAUCAUGGCAGUUGGACUUUUUGAGUCGCUUAUGACAUUGCAAUCUGUGGUUGACUUGAAAAAGGAACAACUCUCGCAAACAGCUACACGAAAAGAAUGUAUCGCUCAAGGUGUCGGCAAUAUUUUGUGUGGCUUGUUUUCAGGCAUGGGAGGCUGUUCUAUGAUUGCACAAUCCAAUGGCAAUAUUUUGAAUGGUGCGCGGCACCGUCUAUCAUCUUUUAUGUGUGGGAUCUGCACGUUUCUCGUCGUCUUUUUCGCUAGUCCUUUGAUUGAACGUGUUCCUGUCGCUUGUUUAACGGGAAUUCUCUUUGUCAUUGUCAUUCAUACAUUCUAUUGGCCAACAUUCAAACUUCUUUUUCGGAUCAAGAUUACAGAUGCUAUUGCCAUUGUUCUCGUGACUGUACUCGCUGCUGCAAUGAAUUUAGCUAUUGCUGUGAUUGUUGGGGUGAUCUGGCAAUGUCUUGUGAAUAGCUGGCAAAGUGGCCGAAUGCUCACUUUUCACACGGGUACGAUCUUUGUUCCUGUUGUGAAUGUGCACGGCAGUGCAAGUGAAAACGAACUACUAAUGAGUCAAGAAGAAGCCAAAAUCUAUUACUUGAAAGGGCAACUUCUAUUUUCUUCAGUGGCUUGCUUUCGUGAUUUUUUUGAUGUCAAGAACGAUCCGAAUGUUGUGAUUUUAGAUAUGCAAGACUGUGGUUUUGCAGACUUUUCCGCUGUUGCGGCAUUGCGAGAGGCUGCAAUGCGUUACCGUGAGGCUGGAAAGACGUUAGUGGCUCGAAAUCUUGACGACAAAUCGCUGGAUUUACUGUCUCACGAUUUUGGAUGGAUUUCUGUUGAGCAUAUUCAAAAUGAGAUACCGGGUACUGAGAAUGAAUACGUCAAGAACAAAUUCGACCUUGAACGAACAUCUCAAGGAUCGUUGCAUCAACUUCAUAUUGUGUCUCCUAGUGAUGUUUCUACAGCGUAUCGUGCGGCAGCUUUGUGA
This is a messenger RNA of Plasmopara halstedii, 2055 nucleotides long. RefSeq names its product sulfate permease family. Gene Ontology annotation, cellular component: membrane. The transcript has a single exon. Lineage: Eukaryota; Oomycota; Peronosporomycetes; Peronosporales; Peronosporaceae. Bases 1 to 2055 code for a protein of 684 amino acids. The record is from RefSeq and is a predicted model, not a curated record.